GGGGAGGGGAGCGACAGCCGCUGCCUCUCAUCCCCUCCCACGGGAGCAGGAGCCAGAGCUCUAAUCUACCUUGUUUAAAGGAAAAGAGCAUCCGUUUGGCUCAUUCUGGCAAUCUUCAAGUUCCAAAGGCUUCUGUUGAAGGAAUGAAGCUUUAAAAAGGAACUUACAAAAUAAGAAAAUGGGUGCAAACAGUAGCAGCAUUUGUGAGCUCCCAGAAAAUGAGUACUUAAAAAGAUUAUCGGGAGCCGAGGCUGUCUCUGAGAAUGACCCAUUCUGGAAUCAGCUGCUUUCUUUUAGCUUUACUGCCCCAACAAGCAGUGCUGAGUUAAAGCUGUUGGAAGAAGCCACCAUCUCAAUCUGCAAGUCUUUAGUUGAGAACAAUCCUCGAACAGGAAAUCUUGGGGCAUUGAUUAAAGUCUUCCUUUCCAGAACCAAAGAGUUAAAAAUUUCAGCGGAAUGUCAAAACCAUCUUUUUAUUUGGCAGGCCCACAAUGCAUUGUUCAUUAUUUGCUGUUUGUUAAAAGUGUUCAUAUGUCAGAUGUCAGAAGAGGAACUGCAACUUCAUUUUACUUACGAGGAGAGAAUGCCAGGCUCAUAUGGAGUGGAAUGUGAAGACCUUAUAGAAGAGUUGCUGUGUUGCCUCAUUCAGCUCAUUGUUGAAAUUCCCCUUCUAGACAUAACAUACAGCAUUUCCCUGGAAGCUGUGACGACACUUGUUGUCUUCCUUUCCUGCCAACUAUUUCACAAGGAAAUUCUGCGAGAGAGCGUCAUUCAUAAAUACCUGAUGCGUGGCCGAUGUCUCCCAUACACCAGCAGACUUGUGAAAACAUUAUUAUAUAACUUCAUUAGACAAGAGAGAAGCCCUCCCCCAGGUUCCCAUGUCUUCCAGCAGCAGACAGAUGGAGGAGGAUUGCUUUAUGGUUUUGCAUCUGGGGUGGCAACUGGCCUGUGGACAGUAUUCACGUUGGGUGGAGUAGGAAGUAAACCGGCACCACAGCAGGAACAGUCAUCACCUUUAGCUAAUCAGAGCCUUCUGCUUCUGCUUGUGCUCGCUAAUUUGACUGAUGCUCCAGAUACACCAAACCCGUACAGACAAGCUAUUAUGUCCUUCAAGAACACACAAGAAUCAAGGGGUACGUCUACACUAGCUGCCGGAUCAACGGGUAGCAAUCGAUCUAUCGGGGAUCAAUUUAUCGCGUGUAGUGUAGACGCGAUAAAUCAAUCCCCGAUCGCUCUCCCGUCGACUGCUGAACUCCAGCUCGGCAAGAGGCGGAAGCAAAGUCGACGGGGGAGUGGCGACCAUCGAUCCCGCGCCUCGAGGACACGAAAUAACACUGCUUUUCCUUCACCAAGUCCACAUGCUUUCCAGAUUAAUUUUAACAGUUUGUACACAGCUUUGUGUGAACAGCAGAAAUCUGAUCAAGCAACUCUCCUUUUAUACAUAUUACUGCAUCAGAACAGCAAUGUUCGGACAUAUAUGUUGGCCCGCACUGAUAUGGAAAAUCUUGUUUUGCCAAUUCUUGAGAUUCUCUAUCAUGUUGAAGAAAGGAAUUCACACCAUGUUUACAUGGCUCUUAUAAUUUUGUUGAUCCUUACAGAGGAUGAUGGCUUCAAUCGAUCCAUUCAUGAAGUGAUAUUGAAAAAUAUCACUUGGUACUCAGAGCGUGUUCUAACCGAGAUUUCACUGGGGAGUCUCCUGAUACUGGUGGUGAUAAGAACCAUUCAGUACAACAUGACAAGGACAAGGGACAAAUACCUUCAUACAAAUUGUCUGGCAGCCUUAGCAAAUAUGUCAGCACAGUUCCGCUCACUUCAUCAGUAUGCUGCUCAGAGAAUCAUCAGUUUGUUUUCUUUGUUGUCUAAAAAACACAACAAAGUUUUGGAGCAAGCCACGCAAACCUUGAGAGGUUCCCUCAGUUCAGAUGACUCUCCACUUCCUGAUUACGCACAAGACCUGAAUGUGAUUGAAGAAGUGAUCAGAAUGAUGUUAGAGAUUAUCAAUUCCUGCUUGACAAAUUCUCUCCAUCACAACCCCAAUUUGGUGUAUGCACUGCUUUACAAGCGGGAUCUGUUUGAGCAGUUUCGAACUCACCCUUCCUUCCAGGACAUAAUGCAAAAUAUAGACCUGGUGAUCGGCUUUUUCAGCUCACGGUUAGAGCAAGCCGGAGCCCAGCUGUCAGUGGAGAGAGUUCUGGAAAUUAUCAAACAAGGAGCUGUUGCAUUGCCCAAAGACAGACUAAGAAAAUUCCCAGAACUGAAGUUUAAGUAUGUGGAGGAGGAGCAGCCUGAAGAGUUCUUCAUCCCCUAUGUCUGGUCCCUCGUGUACAAUUCUGCUGUGGCCCUGUACUGGAACCCACAGGACAUCCAGCUUUUUACUAUGGACUCUGGCUGAGGGAGAAGCAGCUAAACAGCAGAGCCAGCUCUGCUCUGUCUUAUCACAGGCAAAGAAACUCGAAACUGCGUGUGAAUACGUGACCC
Molecule: messenger RNA, 2478 nt
Organism: Emys orbicularis (European pond turtle)
Lineage: Eukaryota; Metazoa; Chordata; Testudines; Emydidae
Gene: DYM
Product: dymeclin
Exons: 19
Coding region: 179-2392 (737 amino acids)
Biological process (GO): Golgi organization
Cellular component (GO): Golgi apparatus
Source: RefSeq, a predicted model, not a curated record